Messenger RNA from Belonocnema kinseyi, 396 nucleotides. Its product is annotated as ADP-ribose glycohydrolase OARD1-like. The coding region runs from base 1 to 396 and encodes 131 amino acids. NCBI's taxonomy places the organism in Eukaryota, Metazoa, Arthropoda, Insecta, Hymenoptera, Cynipidae. The transcript has a single exon. The record is from RefSeq and is a predicted model, not a curated record.
AUGGGCAAAGAUAAUUUCGUCCAUGUUAUAGCCUCAGAUUGCAUUCUAUCAACAACCAUCGGGCGCACUCUUAUAGAUCUAGGGUAUGUAGAUCCAGAGAGAUUGCGCGAGAGUAAUCCCAAGAAAGGACAGAUCGUCGUUUCCAAGGUUGGAAGUACAGAAAUUUUUAGCGUCAUGACCCGAGAAAACCACUUUGAGCCAACUACCCCCGAGAAUUUAUACUAUUCCUUGUUAGGUUUAAGGGAAGCACUGAGGCAGGUGGAUACUAAAACGGUGAGAAUUUCCGGGGCAGGCGACGGAUUGGACAAACUACCGGCGAAUAUACUUCGAAAUAUAAUUCGGCAGAUAUUUGUCGGAAGCGACGUCACUUUCACGCUCUGUUCUGGUGAAGUCUAA